AUGCCGGACCAUGACAGCGACUCCCUCCUGAACAGACAGACCAAGCGAAGACGUGUGGACAUUGGUGUUAAGCGGACCGUGGGCAGCACAUCCUCCUCCACAGCAGCAGUCACCGCAGCCACCACUGAUAACAUUGCCCGCGCCAAAGCAGCCAUUUUUAGUGCCAUGAACUCUUUGAGCUCCCACUCUCACCACGGAUCAGACACCGACUCCAUGGAGUGCUCCGUUGUGCAGCCACAUGGUGGGCCUGGCGUUGUGUCAGCUAGUGACAGUGAGUCCAAGUCCAAUGUACUCCGAAAGCUACUGAAGAGGGCCAACUCAUACGAGGACACCAUGAUGCCCUUCCCUGGCACCACCAUUAUCUCUCAGCUUCUCAAGAAUAACAUCGCCAAAAAUGGAGGAGGGCCCGAGAGGGGAGAAAGAGGGGACAGGGGUGAUAGAGGGGACUCUGGCUUCCCUGGAUCAGGGCUCUCUAAUGCAAGUUCUGAUGCUCCCCAAGAGGAUGCCUGCAGUAACUCCUCCCACGACAGCACCCCACAAGAGUGUUUGUCACCAUUUGGCCGUCCUCCUGGCCUGGCCACCUUUGACAUAGAACGUCUCAAUGAUGAACACCUGCGUGCCAAGAGAGCUCGCGUAGAGAACAUUAUCCGUGGCAUGAGCCAUUCCCCCAGCGUGGUAGUACCUGCUGCUACCCGUCAUGAGCGUGACCAUGAUAUGGAUGGAGAACGGGACAUGGAGCUGGACUGCCCACCUCCUCAGUCUCAACAGCAGGCCCCCAGCAGCCCACGGGGAGGCGAGGUGUGCAGCAGCAGCCGAGAGAACAAGCGUAAACAGCGUUUGCCACAGCAGCAACAGCAGAGCUUCACCCAGCUGGUGUGCCAGAGAAAGGAACAGAAGCAGGAAGAGCGACGGCAGCUCAAACUGCAGCUGGAGGACAUGCAGAAGCAACUACGGCAGCUGCAGGAGAAGUUCUUUCAGAUAUACGACUCAACUGAUGACUCAGAACACAACGACCUCCACAAUGACAUAGGAAACAUGUCAGAGGACAGCCCAGCCAGGUCUGAUAACGGAGGUGACGAUCGGGGUGGAGAUGACUUGCGCUCAGACAAUGAGAUGUCUGACCUGGAUCCGGGCCAUUUCAUAGACAGGGCGAGGGCAUUGCUUCAGGAGCAAGCCCUGCUGGCUGACGGAGAGAAGCCAAGAAGAGAAGGGCUUAGCAGGAACAAAGGACACGGAGGUCCGGGUUCCUCGAUGCAUGCUGAAGGCAAACAGCUGGCAGAAACGCUGAAGCAGGAACUCAAUUCUGCCAUGACCCAGGUGGUGGACACAGUGGUUAAGGUGUUUGCAAAGCCUCCACGCCCUACACCUCAGCAAGCCUUUCCUACACUUUCCAUACCUCCUGAAAGAUUUCCUACUGCUGUCAAUGGAGAUAACCCCAACUUUCACACCGCCAACCAGAGGCUGCAGUGCUUUGGCGAUGUCAUCAUUCCCAAUCCGCUCGACUCCUUUACCAGCAUGCCCGGGAUCCCCGGCGCAACCAAUGACCAAACUGAGGCACUGCCCUUAGUAGUGAGGAAAACACCCAGUGAGCACCACCACCAGGCCUCAGCUGUGGGUGCCCACGGUGGAAACCACCACCCCGCCCUUCACCCCUCCUCACUCUCUGCCUCCAUGGGCUUCAGCCCACCAUCCUUUAGACACCCCUUUCCACUGCCUCUCAUGGGCUAUCCUUUCCAGAGUCCUCUUGGCGCACCCCCAGGUAGUUACACAGGCAAGGACCGUUCUUCACCAGACUCCAUGGACCUGUCCAGGGAAAGCACCGGCUUGAGGACCAAGAUGUCGUCAGGUCAUCACCUGGGGCACCACCAUCGCUCUUGUUCACCAGCACACCCUGGCAGCACAGCCGAGGGGCUCUCCCUGUCCCUCAUCAAGUCUGAGUGCAGUGAUCUCCAGGACAUGGCUGACAUCUCACCCUACUCAGGCAGCAACAUCCAAGAAGGUCUCUCCCCAAAUCAUCUGAAGAAGGCCAAGCUCAUGUUUUUCUAUACCCGCUACCCAAGCUCUAACAUGCUCAAGAUGUAUUUCUCUGAUGUCAAGUUUAACCGCUGCAUAACCUCCCAGCUGAUAAAGUGGUUCAGCAACUUCCGGGAGUUCUACUACAUUCAGAUGGAGAAGUUUGCCCGGCAGGCCAUCAAUGACGGAGUCACCGGAGCAGAGGAGAUGAGCGUCAGCCGAGACUGCGAGCUCUUCCGAGCCCUCAACAUGCACUACAACAAGGCCAACGACUUUGAGGUCCCUGAUCGUUUCCUGGAGGUGGCAGAAAUCACACUGCGAGAGUUCUUCAAUGCCAUCGUGGCCGGCAAAGACGUGGACCCGUCCUGGAAGAAGGCCAUCUACAAGGUCAUCUGCAAACUGGACAGCGAGGUCCCAGAGAUCUUUAAGUCCCCAAACUGUCUCCAAGAGCUUCUACAUGAGUAAAUUUCACCUCCUCCUCCUCUUCCUCCUUGCUUAUCGCUUUGCGCUUUCUUUGUUUUUCUGAUUUCAUAGAAUUUCAAAAUUAUAUUAUGAUUUGUUUUUUUCCCUUUUCUUCAAUUUUACUUUUGAUUUCCUGUUUUUUUUUCUUGUUUGUUUGUUUUUAUUUUUUUUUGGAUGUAUGAAAGUUAUGGAGUAGCAUUCCCAAUCUAAAGCCCCUUGUGGCAGUUCCUAAAUGACCUAGCUAUUGUGUUCUUGUUCUUAUAUUAUGCUGGUUAUUAUAUGUUUUGUUUUUCUAAGACUCUGAAUUGACGAGGCUCUGAUCUUAUUGGGUGUUUUUAUUUUUAUUUUCUUGGACCGUGUGAACACUCUGUUUGGCCUGUUCUGUGAUCAACACUAACGGCGCCCUCCAUGUGUGGAAAGAGUUCCCGAGUUCCCAUUUAUACCGCUAAGAACAUAGGCUGGGUUCCCUGAAGACUUGACUCGUGGCACCCACGGAGGCCCCUCCAAUUCAGGGGGUAUCCAUGUGAACUGCCCCACUCUAACCCCCUCCCUCCCAAAAACGAAGUGGGUGCCUAAUAGACUGUGCUAUUGAAGAUGUCCCUAACAGGGCAGGCACAUGCACACAUGCACACAUGCACACAAAAAGCAAGGCCUAGUGAGGUUGUUGACUGGACUAAAACUGGACUUUUGGUACUGGUCUGUGAGACUUGGACCAGUUUCAAAUAGCUACUGAGCUCUACCAUUUUUUUUUUUUUUUUUGAAGUGUGUUUUCCCUGGAAAUAGGGGCAUUGUGUUUAUUGGGUGUACAUUAUUAUUUUGAUUACUAUUCUUAUUGUUGUUGUUUAUGAUUAUUAUUUGUCACUACUGCUUGCUGAAGAUUGGCACUUCAAGAUUUGUUUGUCCCUUGAUGCCGUUGCUGAAAGAAAUAAAUUAUUGCUAUUAAUAUUAUUCCAAAAGAUUUUUAGAUUCUGAAGUAUUUCCCCCCUCCUCCACCUCCCUCAUUCCCCAUUUUCCUUCUCCUUACUCACUUCCCUCAGUUUGUUCAUCACUGAAGUGGACUUUGGUUUUGUUUUGUUUGUUUCGCUGUUUGGUUGCUGGGGCAACUUUGCUGGAUUUGGAUUUUAUUCCAGGGAAUUUAUUAGAGUGGGCUUCUCUAUUCGCCUGUAGUGACAAGCUCAUCCUGCACAGGAUCGGUCCAGUAAUGAUGCUAAAAGUAACCAACAUAGGCUAAAGAAACAUGAGGUAAAUAAGAAGUAUUUGGAAAAAGUGUGUUUUCUUGAUUUAUUAUAGCUGUUCUAUAAAAAAUAAAGCUACAUUUUCUUGUAGUUGUUCCACCUUUGAAAACUAAUCCGCUCCCCCUUAAAGAGCACUUGUUCAUCUAAUAACACAAUAUUUUUCUACGUCUGUGUUCUGAAUUAGUGAACAUACAUAAUAAGUGCGAGUUUGAUCUUUUUUUUUUUGUUUUUAAUUUUUAUAGUACUAAACAGCUCACGUGAAAGAAGUUAACAUAUUUACACUGCUGGCUCUUAAUGUGGUUAGCUUAUAUAUGGUGUAAAUGGCAUUAUGAAGUUACUUUAAUAGCAGUCGAUACUUGAAUAUAUCAAAACCUGAAGUACCGGUUUGUUACCUGAACAGACAUGAAGAUAAAAGGAAUCUAUUGAGGCUGAUAAACAGCCGUUUAUUAAUUCUGCCUCAAGUAGAACUUACCCUGGCGACGACCACACACACACACACACACACUGACAAUGCUCCUUCCCUCUAUGUUCACCUGCUGCUGAGUGAUUUAGCUUCUCUCUCAGUGCAACAAUAUGAGGUUAGAGGUGAGGACUCUCCCCCAGGGGGUAGACGGAGAAGCUCUCAGCACUACAAAGACCAGGGACAAAGGCGCAGAGUAAGGAGCAACAUGCACCUGAAGCCCUCUGCUCUGUCCUGCCGUCCCACACCGGCAGCUUUUAAGACCCAAAGUGUGUCUCUGUUCAAGCCACUGUGCCCAGUUUGUUAAACGGCAUUCCUUUCACUUUUACCUGAGGUUCUAAUCCCAAAUUUUUUCACUUGAGCUGAACUUCUAUAUGUACUGUUUUUGAUUUGUUUUUUACUUUCACCCAUCCUCUCAGGCUGUUAAGAUUUUACGAAGCAGUUAGUAAGUAUUAGAUGCCCUUUUUGAAGAGGUAAGUUUGAAGCAAUGAGUGGACUUUGAUAUUUUGCUUGGUGCGUGCGAGCUAGCUGGUGAUCUCACCUUGCGACAUUGGCUUAUAGUGUGUCUGUGUGUGCGGCACAAAAGAUCAAAAGGGGCAGGUUGCUUAACCUGCUGACUUGUCUAAGCGAGACAAAAGGCCUGACAAAAGAAGGCAGAGAAAGACAGAGAGCUACUCCCUUCAUUAUGUCCCCCUUCUCCUCCCCGGACAGUGUUCUUCUUAAGAUCCGGAGCCCUGAGAGAGCGAGCGGCGCACAUUUCUCACUGAAGGAUGGGCUAGGCCCUGCAUGUCUCAGUCUCAAAGCACCAGCCAAGGGCUCUAAAGCGCCACAGACAAAGGAUAAAGAAAGGAAAGGACACUUUUAUCUGAUGCGCAGAUUAUUAUCGUUCCACGCCCUCUCCCUUCCUGCAACUCCACCCUAAACUUAAAGAGUUCCUGCGUCUAAAAAGAUUAAUUCAGGAUAAUGAAGAACUUGUGUGCAAAAAAGAAAAAAGGAAAAAAAAAAGAAUAAAUAAAUAAAAUAAGGAUUAGCAAGACCUUAACGCCGUUGAGAAUAUUUUUGUCAGGUUUCGUUUUCUGGGGUCGUUUAAUUUUUAGGAUAACAUUAUUGAAAUGCAUAUAUAGCCUUUUUUUAUAAUUGUAAAGUAUAAAUCUAUGGGAAAAAAUAUAUAGUGGAAGUUCUUUGAAAGGCACUGUUAGAAACUGUUUCAUAAAAGAAAUCUUGAGGGUAUUUUUAGUGACAGUUUUGUUGCAAUCUGUAUUCUGAAUGAGUUGUUGGUAGAUUAGGAGCAAUAGUAGUAGGUUUUUUGCAGGUUUUGUGACCAGUUUUUCCUUUUGGUUUCUUUACCUUUUUUUGUAUUGUGCUGAAUGGCUGUCUUCUGGAGAUCAAAAAAAGAAAAGAAAAAUAAACUUGGAAUACCUUUUCAGAGUAUGAAAUAUUGUUGUUGCUGCUGUAAAUACUGUCAGGAUGAAACAAAGAAUAGCUGUACAGAGUUUUUUUUUUCUAUUAUCACUCAGAGUGCUAGAGAGGGGUGAGUGGUUAAAAAAGGAAAAAAAAGAGACUUCACCCACUCUCCAACUGGACUCAUAAGCACUCUUCUGAAAUAUCCACAGAGGAGUGGGGUAUUUUUUUGUUGUUGUUGUUUUUUCCCCCCCUCUGCCAUGCCUUUAACGGGAAACGGUUUCCCAUCGGCAGUGCCCUUGAAGUUGCACCAGCAUUCAUUUCUUUAAUUUUCCGAACAGAACGAUGCAUCAGACGAGCGGUGGGGUAACGGUGAUGUCACAGCGCGGCCCGUUGGCAGCCUGUGCGCUUUGUGUCAUCCAAAAAAACAAGGGCAGAUUUCCGCCAACGUAGCUCUAGAUUUGACCCAAGAGACAGGAACUCAUUGUCAUCAGAAGACUAGUGCCAUCCAUGGAUGGGGAACACUGUACAGUGACAGAUUAAAGGGAAAAAAAACAGACUGCAGAUUGAAGGGGAAAAAAAGCGAUUUGUACCCCCUUUUCACUGGGUUUAAAAGUUGAUGAAAGUUUGGAAUUUUGUGGAAUUUCUGUAUGCUUUGCAGUACACGUGCAUGUGUGUGUGUGUGUGUGUGCACUGUAUAUGACUGCGUGUGUCUGCGUGAGAGAAAAGACCGAUUAUGAGAACCUGUGAACCAGUGUGUGACACAAUUCUCAACACUGUGGCCCCUCCCCCACCCCUGGGAGUACCAUCCUGACAUGUAAAUGACUCUCAUUAAGCGUUGGCAACAUGUGUUUGGUGUGUGCGCAUGUGUGUGUGUGUGUGUUGAGAUAAUUUCCUCUGAUCUGUUUUCUGACCUGUUUGAAAGAGGUUUUUGUUUCUCGAUGCUUUCAGUAGUAAUUCCUUUUUUAUUAUUAUCACAUUGCUCCUCUUUUAUUGUAAAUAUCAAUGACGUGGACUUACAGUGAUAAAUACUGCCUUUGUAUAACUUUAGCAAUAUGUUAUGUAAAUAAUGUUUUGUUGAUGCUUUUUGUAUGACAUUAUUAUUCAAUUCUAGUGCAGUAAUUCCAACUGGAACAGCCAUGUUUUUCGGAUACAGUCUGAAUAGUUACACAGGUUGUAAAAAUAAAACUCAUGACAUGGCUGCUUUUUUUUUUUUUCCUGUUAUCGGUGUCUAUUUGUCUUGCAGAUUUUGUGUAAUUUAUUGGUUUAAUUUAUCCUAAUUUAUUUGAUGUCGUUUCAUUUUGUUUUUUCAAACAGGGAAGGCUGUACUGCAUUUGAAUAAGUAGAACCAACUUAAAAGAUUUUACACUUUAUCGAAUUUACAAUUUCAAAAAAGAAAAAAAGUUAAAUUGACCGAAAAGAUGAGUGGAGAUCUUGGCAGCUACGUGAAACUGGAUGGUUAAAACAAACAAAAAAAAACUGGAUUUGACGGGGCAGAGGGUGGACUUGAAAGCUGAAACUAGUUUGAAGCAGUUUUGUAUUUUCUCUUGAGAUUUUUUCCCUUGUAUUGCUUUGGCCCAGCCCAAAAACAACCAGUAGUCAAAUUGCCUUUCGUGCCUUCACCCUCUAUGAACUGAAUGUAUGU
Messenger RNA from Oreochromis niloticus (Nile tilapia), 7216 nucleotides. RefSeq names its product prospero homeobox protein 1. Gene Ontology annotation, molecular function: RNA polymerase II cis-regulatory region sequence-specific DNA binding; DNA-binding transcription factor activity, RNA polymerase II-specific. Gene Ontology annotation, biological process: regulation of transcription by RNA polymerase II. Gene Ontology annotation, cellular component: nucleus. The record is from RefSeq and is a predicted model, not a curated record. The transcript has 4 exons. The coding region runs from base 1 to 2478 and encodes 825 amino acids. NCBI's taxonomy places the organism in Eukaryota, Metazoa, Chordata, Actinopteri, Cichliformes, Cichlidae.